Anarrhichthys ocellatus (wolf-eel) is the source of this 1697-nucleotide messenger RNA. RefSeq names its product disco-interacting protein 2 homolog C-like. The record is from RefSeq and is a predicted model, not a curated record. The coding region runs from base 314 to 1435 and encodes 373 amino acids. The transcript is spliced from 9 exons. Lineage: Eukaryota; Metazoa; Chordata; Actinopteri; Perciformes; Anarhichadidae.
UGCUGUCUGGGCUGAAUCAAGGGCAGGGAGGCGGGGUUAAAGGAAACGCUGGUGCGUUUGAAUGAGGAAGAUCUGGGUCGUUUUAUAAACCAGCAGUGGAGCCGCUUCACGUCUUUCCUUCUCUGUAAACCUCCGUUUGUGUCUGACCGUCCUCCGUCUCUCUCAGGCCAUCGACAGCAUCCACGGGGUGGGCGUGUUCUGCUUGGCUCUGGUCCCGGCCAACACUCUGCCCAAGACCCCUCUGGGCGGCAUCCACCUGUCUGAGAUCAAGCAGCUGUACCUGGAGGGGGGGCUGCACCCCUGCAACGUCCUCAUGUGCCCCCACACCUGCGUCACCAACCUGCCCAAACCCCGGCAGAAACAACCAGAGAUCGGACCUGCCUCUGUGAUGGUGGGGAAUCUGGUGUCAGGGAAGAGGAUCGCUCAGGCCAGCGGCAGAGAUUUAGGACAAACGGACGACAACGACCAGUUCCUGUUCCUGUCGGAGGUUUUGCAGUGGAGGGCUCAGACCACACCGGACCACGUCCUCUACACUCUGCUCAGCUCCAGGGGGGCGGUGUCCAGCUCCCUCACCUGUCUGCAGCUCCACAAGAGGGCGGAGCGAGUGGCGGCUCUGCUGAUGGAGAGAGCCGGUCUGCAGGAGGGAGACCACGUGGCUCUGGUCUACCCACCAGGUAUUGACCUGAUUGCAGCCUUCUACGGCUCCCUGUACGCCGGCUGUGUUCCCAUCACGGUGCGACCGCCUCACCCUCAGAACAUCUCCACCACGCUGCCCACCGUCAAGAUGAUCGUGGAGGUCAGCCACUCGGCCUGUGUGAUGACCACGGCGAUCAUCUGUAAGCUGCUGCGCUCCAAAGAGGCCACGGCCACCGUGGACAUCAGGAACUGGCCGCCUGUCCUCGACACGGAUGACCUGCCAAAGAAGAAGCCUCCAGCUCUCUAUAAGCCCACCAACCCUGACGGUCUGGCCUAUCUGGACUUCAGCGUGUCCACGACCGGCAUGCUGGCCGGAGUCCAGAUAUCCCAUAAUGCCGUUGGAGCCUUCUGUCGGUCGGUGAAGCUGCAGUGUGAGUUGUACCCUUCCAGAGAAGUGGCCAUCUGUCUGGAUCCGUACUGCGGCCUCGGCUUCGUCCUCUGGUGUCUCUGCAGCGUGUAUUCCGGCCACCAGUCCAUCCUGAUCCCCCCGGUGGAGCUGGAGUCCAACCCGGCGCUGUGGCUGCUGGCCGUCAGCCAGCUGAAGGUGCGAGACACCUUCUGCUCCUACAGCGUCAUGGAGCUGUGCACCAAAGGACUCGGCCUGCAGACCGAGGCGCUCAAGGUCAGAGACUCGGUUCACGGGAUGCUUGUGACGUUUAUUCAGAAGAGUUUAACCGGAUCGUACAUGAAACACACCUUUCUUGUUGCUCCCGUCACGUUUUUCUCUCUGUGGUCUUGAUUUUAACUACAAAAUAAAAGUCCUGCUCCUCUAUGGAAACACAACCAUCAUGAAUAGAAGUAGAAAGAACUAGAACAUGUCACAGUUAUGAUGACAUCAAUCAUUAAAAAAGAUGAAGAACAAGUUGAAUUUAUUUGAUCAUUUCUUUUACAAAAAUUGGCAAACAAUAGUAUCUACAUGUGCAACAUGUCUACAAGUGUUACCAAUGUUGGAAAUAAAAAUGAAGGCUCCACAUAUUAUAAAUAUUAAACUAUUGACAUGU